Molecule: messenger RNA, 1675 nt
Organism: Cavia porcellus (domestic guinea pig)
Lineage: Eukaryota; Metazoa; Chordata; Mammalia; Rodentia; Caviidae
Gene: Amz2
Product: archaelysin family metallopeptidase 2
Exons: 8
Coding region: 550-1632 (360 amino acids)
Biological process (GO): proteolysis
Molecular function (GO): metallopeptidase activity
Source: RefSeq, a predicted model, not a curated record
CUGCGGGGGCGGGUGUCUCCGGGGAGCCGUGCCGGUGCUUUGGAGGCGCCCUCGGGGAGUGUGGAGGAGGGAGAAAAGGCGAACCGAGAGUCCCCGGGGAGGCCCCACGCCGCACCCGAGAGCGGACCAGGUCGCCUCUGCAUCAGGUUGACCCUGAAGUGCGAGUCGCUAUGGACAGGUGUCCGGGUGAUUGGCCGUGAUGUAUUUACCCGGAAUGUUACAAGUUGUCAGGAGCCAAGCAUUCCUGGCUCUCAGCCCCCUGCUGUGGUCCUAUCUGUGCAGCUUCCCCAGUCCCCCUUCUUAGGCAUCUCCUCUUAGGACAGACCUAGCAGGCUGGGGAAGGCCUCCUGACCGUUUACACUGCCUUUCUUUGCGUUAGUAUGAAGGAAUCCUCCACAAUUUGCUGGACAUGCCGUGCUUGUAAGGUAAAAACUUCCAUGGGCGCCUUCCUCCUUAAAAGCCUCGUGGUGGAACAUCGGUUUGACCCAUUCAAUGGAGGGAUGAAAGAUCAACCCAGGACCAUGCUGUGAAUGGAAGGGACCUGUCACUAUGCAGAUAGUACAACACUCGCAACAGACACUCAAAACAGCUCUCAUCUCAAAGAACCCAAAGCUUGUAUCACAGUAUGAGAAGUUAGAUGCUAGGGAGCAGCGUUUAAUGAAUGAAGCCUUCCAACCAGCCAGUGAGCUCUUUGGACCUAUCACCUUGCAUUCACAGUCAGAUUGGAUCACCUCCCACCCUGAGGCACCUCAGGACUUCGAAGCGUUUUUCAGUAAUCCCUACCGAAAGACACCCUCUCCAGAGAAACACAGUAUUUAUAUACAGUCCAUCGGAGCUCUAGGAAACACUAGAGUUAUCAGUGAAGAAUAUAUUAAAUGGCUCAAGGGCUACUGUGAAGCAUUUUUCUAUGGCCUGAAAGUGAAACUCCUGGAACCAGUUUCUGUUUCUGCAACUAGGUGUUCCUUUAGAGUCAAUGAUCAUACGCACAAUCUACAAAUUCAUGCAGGGCAGAUCUUGAAUUUCUUGAAAAAGAAGAAGCCUAACGAUGCCUUCUGUGUUGUGGGAAUAACUAUGAUUGAUCUUUACCCAAGAGACUCAUGGAAUUUCGUCUUUGGGCAAGCCUCUCUGACAGAUGGUGUGGGGAUAUUCAGCUUUGCCAGGUAUGGCAGGGAUUUCUAUACCUCGCACUAUGAAGGCAAAGUGAAGAAACUCCAGAAAAAAUCUUCCAAUGACUACUCCAUUUUCGAUAACUAUUGCGUUCCUGAAGUCACUAGUGUUUUACUGCUGCGGUCCUGUAAGACUUUAACCCAUGAGAUUGGGCACAUAUUUGGACUGCGACACUGCCAAUGGCUUACAUGCCUAAUGCAAGGCUCCAAUCACCUGGAAGAAGCUGACCGGCGCCCUCUAAACCUUUGUCCUAUCUGUUUACGCAAAUUGCAGUGUGCUAUUGGCUUCAGUAUUGUAGAAAGAUACAAGGCACUGGUGAGGUGGAUUGAUGAUGAAUCUUCUGAUACACCAAGAGCAACUCCAAAACAUAGUCGUGAAGAUAAUGUGAAUUUGCCAAAACCCGUGGAAGCCUUUAAGGAAUGGAAAGAGUGGAUAAUAAAAUGCCUUGCUGUUCUCCAAAAAUAAGAACCUUCAGAUAGAAGUAAUAAAAUAAAUACUUGCACCACAA